Cyprinodon tularosa is the source of this 1904-nucleotide messenger RNA. RefSeq names its product LIM/homeobox protein Lhx8. Gene Ontology annotation, cellular component: nucleus. The record is from RefSeq and is a predicted model, not a curated record. The coding region runs from base 485 to 1501 and encodes 338 amino acids. Lineage: Eukaryota; Metazoa; Chordata; Actinopteri; Cyprinodontiformes; Cyprinodontidae. Gene Ontology annotation, biological process: regulation of transcription by RNA polymerase II; neuron differentiation; forebrain neuron development. Gene Ontology annotation, molecular function: DNA-binding transcription factor activity, RNA polymerase II-specific; RNA polymerase II transcription regulatory region sequence-specific DNA binding. The transcript is spliced from 9 exons.
AGUUCUUUCUGGGAGAUGGGGGUCACUCACUAAAUAUGAGUGGAAAUUGCUUUGCCCAAUUAAUCCAGAGUGGGCCUCGGUGUGUCAUUAUACAGCCAGGCGUUCUACUACAGCUGACAGCUCGGUAUUUUCACAAUUUGAAGAAAUGUCAAAGGAAAUUACCCCUCCCUUGAAUUCUGCAAUUAAAACUCAAGUAGUGAAUGAGACCUCUUCACCUUUUGGUUGCUGCGGGUAGACGUUUGUAGCGAACUUAAGCUCCUUUUAAUUGCUGUUAUUAAAUAAAUCAGUCCUCCCUUUUUUCCUGCAGACUUCGCGCUGGUUUUCUGAUUGACGCGUGAAACGGGUGUGUUGGUUGGUUUAACCUGCAGCUCCUUCUCUUUUUUUUAUUCCACUUUUAUUGCCGGAUUACAAAUUUAGACUCUGAACAACAUAAAUGCACAGGCGAUAAGUGUCGGCUCAAGUGUUGUCUGUUUUUCUGAGCGUCAUGUGUGAGGACUGCAAGGGAGAAGAGCUGCCGGGGAAGUGCGCCGAGGACAGGAGGGACAUCAUGGGCGCGCCGGUGGAGGUUUUGGAUGAGGACACUUCUUCCCCGCAGGCGAUGAACUCUGCGCCACUGCUGGGCAGGAGCGUGUGCGCCAACUGCAACGAGGAAAUAGUGGAUAAAUAUUUAUUAAAGGUUAACGACUUGUGCUGGCAUGUGCGCUGUCUCUCCUGCAGCGUGUGCCAGACCUCGCUUGGUAGCCACGCGAGCUGCUAUAUCAAGGAAAAGGAAGUUUUCUGCAAACUGGAUUACUUCAGACGAUAUGGCACCUGGUGCGCCUGCUGCGGCAGGAACAUCCACUCCACAGACUGGGUCCGCAGGGCCAAGGGCAACGUCUACCACCUGGCCUGCUUCGCCUGCUUCUCCUGCAAGAGGCAGCUCUCCACAGGGGAGGAGUUCGCGCUGGUGGAGGGCAAAGUGCUCUGCAGGGUCCAUUACGACUGCAUGCUGGACAAUCUCAAGCGGGCCGUGGAGAAAGAUUAUUCUGCUGCAGGAAACAGUGUUAAUAUGGAGGGAGCCGUCCCCACAGAACAAGAAGUCAAUCAACCUAAACCCUCUAAGAGAGCUCGGACCAGCUUCACGGCCGAUCAGCUGCAGGUGAUGCAGGCUCAGUUUGCUCAGGACAACAACCCUGAUGCUCAGACUCUGCAGAAGCUGGCCGAGCAGACUGGCCUCAGUCGAAGAGUCAUACAGGUCUGGUUCCAGAACUGUCGAGCUCGCCACAAAAAACAUGUGAGCCCCAACCACACCUCCAGCACACCCAUGACCUCCCUGCAGCCUGGCCGUCUGUCCCAGCCCACUCCGACCCCUGAGGAGCUGCAGUACACAGCCUAUGGAGGCCCAGAAGGGUCAAUGCUCUCAGCACUACAUUCUUUUAUUGACAUCCACACUCCUCCCUCCAUGUUUCAGCCGCUGCUGCCUGCUCACACCAUGACCUCCUUGCCUGUGUCUCACGCCUGAGCUGCUCACCUCGCCAGCGUUUCUCCUCCAUAACCAGCUGCAGUAUUCCGGUGCCCAUGGUAAAUCUUCAUCACAUCAUAACACCAUUUUAUUUGUUAAACUCCACAAUCUUUACAUGUUUAUACUUUAAAAGAGAAAAAACAACCGAAGACCAUAACUUACAGUCCUCUGUGUACUGUAUAAUGUGGAAAUGCAAACGUUUCGGUGUACCUCAGCGCUGUGACACAUGGCAGUAUAUUUGUUUAUGUGGUUGGUGACAAUGUUUGACUGUGCUAUUCCAUGUGAAAGCCAAUAGGCUCUAAACUUCAUAUGAAGGUGACCCAGAAUUUGUUUUACAUAAAUGUUGCAAUUUAAUUUAUUGUAUGUGAAGUCUGUUUUAAGAAUAAAGAACUAAUUUCACAAA